Messenger RNA from Nymphalis io (European peacock), 2472 nucleotides. RefSeq names its product translocation protein SEC63 homolog (gene Sec63). NCBI's taxonomy places the organism in Eukaryota, Metazoa, Arthropoda, Insecta, Lepidoptera, Nymphalidae. The record is from RefSeq and is a predicted model, not a curated record. Bases 100 to 2370 code for a protein of 756 amino acids. Gene Ontology annotation, biological process: SRP-dependent cotranslational protein targeting to membrane; post-translational protein targeting to endoplasmic reticulum membrane. Gene Ontology annotation, cellular component: Sec62/Sec63 complex. The transcript is spliced from 12 exons. Gene Ontology annotation, molecular function: transmembrane protein transporter activity; RNA binding.
ACACGAUUGACACGUCAGGCUAUGAGGCUACCGUUGUUCUUGUAGCGCGGUGCUUACUAAUUUUCUCUUAUUUAAAACAUAUAAUGGAAAUAAUUUAAAAUGGGCGGACAAAAAUUUGAAUAUGAUGAAAGUGGAGCAACAUACUUUUAUUUUGUUUUAUCAUUCCUUGCGCUAAUAUUAGUGCCGGCGACAUUUUAUUAUUGGCCAAGAAAAAGGAAAGAAGAUCCAGCCAAACAAGCAGAACUAUGUCAGUGUCCAAGUUGCAUACAAAAACAAAUUAUCAUAGAACAGUCCCAACCAUAUAAGAAUGUUAAAAAUUUCUUUAUCAUGUUAGCAAUUAUCUCAGGAUGGGUACUGUUCGCUUUUCUUGCUAUUAAAGUCUCCCAAUUUGAUUAUGAGAUGUCUAAUUUUGACCCAUAUGAAAUAUUAGGAUUACCUCCCGGAGCAACACAAGCGGAAAUAAAAAAAUCUUAUCGUAAGCAAUCAUUAAUACUUCACCCUGAUAAGGAAACGGGAGAUGAAAAAGCUUUUAUGAAAUUAACAAAAGCAUAUCAAGCUCUAACAGAUGACGAAGCAAGGAGAAAUUGGGAGAAAUAUGGCAACCCAGAUGGGCCUGGAGCUAUGAGCUUUGGUAUUGCUUUGCCAAGCUGGAUCGUAGAGAAAGAAAACAGUGUGUGGGUGCUAGGACUGUAUGCAUUAGUGUUUAUGGUUGCAUUACCUACAGCAGUUGGUACCUGGUGGUAUCGCUCCAUCCGGUUUUCAGGAGAACAAGUGUUGUUAGACACAACACAAAUGUAUUUUUAUUUUUGUCAUAAAACACCUUCAAUGCCUUUAAAGAGAGCUUUGAUGAUUUUAGCGGCAUCAUGUGAAUUUGAUAGACGACACAACUCGGAAAUAAUUGAGAGAAUAACUGAUAAUGAGGAAGUUCCUAUGUUACUUCGUGAGCUGCCAAAUUUGGGCGAAAAAAAUAAGGAGCAACCAUUAUGUCGGCCUUAUAGUAUUAAGGCUCGAGCAUUGUUGCACGCGCACUUGUUGCGCAUGCGCCUGCCUCAGGACACGUUAGAGGUCGAUCGGCGGUACAUCGUUUCACGCUGCCCAGAUCUCAUUGUGGAGAUGGUGAAUUGUGUUAAUCAGCUCAUUGCUCUUGCAUACGCUAGAAGAAUACCUCGUUUACCAACCAUAGGAACAAUCGAAAAUUGCAUGAAGCUAUCUCCAAUGAUAGUUCAGGGACUAUGGGAUAAAAAAUCGCCCCUACUGCAGCUGCCAUAUAUAACAGACGACCACUUAAAAUAUUUUGUAAAUCGUAAAAAACCUAUCAAAUCUCUGUUGCAACUCGCUCAACUAUCUGGUGAAGAGAGGAGGCAGGUUCUUAGAUUUUUAAAUGACAAACAGUUUGACGAUGUAAUGAAAGUGCUGGGCAACAUGCCUUACAUCCAUUUCCAAGUUAACACUGAAGUUAUCGACGAUGAGAACUCUACAGUAGUGACAGCCGGCGCCAUAGUAACGGUGACCGUGUUCCUCCGUAGGACUAACAUGAAGGAGCUCUUUGGAGACACAAGUAUUAAAGAAAAGAAUACUAUGAAGGACGACGAGGAUGGCGGUGGAGAAAACGGGGAGAAGGGAGAGAAUGACAAAAAUGACAAAAAGGAUGCGCAAAAACGACCAGUCUGGAUGAAACAGAAAAAGCACGCGCCGGCUAAGAAGAGUAAAAAGCCAGCGCCCAAACAACAAGCCAAGCCAGCACCGGCACCAGCGCCAACACCAGCGGCAGCACCGGCGACCCCUGCCACUGAACAAAAGUCUAAAGAUAAGGAACCAAAGAAAAAAGACGACGAAGGUCAAGGCGAGGAGUCCGACGAAGGCAGCUCCGACGAAUCCGGCUCCUCCAGCGAGGGCUCCGGAGACAAGUCCGCGCCCGACGCAGAGGACGACGACCAGUGGGACAAGUUCCAGAAGCGGAUACAGAAACGAGAGCGACUCGAGGGAAGGUCCAAGAGCUCGCAUCCCGUGCACUGCCCCUACUUCCCAUCGGAGAAGCAGGAGUACUGGUGGUGCUACAUCUGCGACCGAAAGUCCAACACGCUGCUGACGGCGCCCGCGCACGUCACGGCGCUCGUGUCGUCACACGAGCUGCAGCUGCGCUUCACCGCGCCGCGCUGGCCCGGACUGUACACCUUCGUGUGCUGUCUGCGCUCAGAUUCGUACAUCAAGAUGGAGCAGGAGCAGGACAUGAAGCUGGACGUGAAGGGGGCGGCCGCCGUGCCCGCCGAGCACCCGCAGUGGGACCUCAGCGACUCCGACUCGGAGAACAACGACGAGGGCGGCAACGAGAGCGAGUUUACAACAGACGACGAGGUGGAGGAGGAGUAAUAUUAUAUUAGUUAUUUUUAUAGAGUUUUUAAUGAGGUGUGCGAGGAAUAAACUUGUUGUAUGGGUCGAGAGCGGUGAAUAUAGUAACUUUUAUAUUCAAAA